Molecule: messenger RNA, 1246 nt
Organism: Musa acuminata AAA Group (dessert banana)
Lineage: Eukaryota; Viridiplantae; Streptophyta; Magnoliopsida; Zingiberales; Musaceae
Product: metalloendoproteinase 4-MMP
Exons: 1
Coding region: 47-1129 (360 amino acids)
Biological process (GO): extracellular matrix organization; proteolysis; collagen catabolic process
Cellular component (GO): extracellular matrix
Molecular function (GO): metalloendopeptidase activity; zinc ion binding
Source: RefSeq, a predicted model, not a curated record
CAUCCCCUUCAUCUUCUUCGAGCCAAUCCCAAUUCCUCUCCUUCCCAUGCCCGCUCUCCCCCCUCUUCUUCUCCCUCUCUUCCUCUUCUUCCCCUUUACCUACUCUAGAACAUUCCCCGAUCCGCUCCAACAUGCGAAGCACCCGAUGGCUGCCCAACCCCACCUUGGAAACGACACGUGGGGUUCGUUCCACCGCUUCCUCGACCUGGGACGCGGUAGCCACGCCAACGGUCUGUCCGGCCUGAAGCGGUACUUCGCCCGGUUCGGUUACUUCCCCGAGCCAUACCCGACGCAGCUCUCCGACUCGUUCGACGCCCGGCUUGAGGCCGCCGUCGUCCGCUACCAGGUCCACCUCGGCCUCCCUAUCACCGGCAAGCUCGACGGCACCACCCUCGCUCAGAUCAUGACCCCACGGUGCGGCGUCCCCGACCCGAUUGCGAAGCGGUCCAAUCAAACCGGACCGAUCGAGCGGUUCACGUUCUUCACCGGUCGGCCCAGGUGGACCGGGUCCAAGCCGUUGACGCUGACUUACGCCGUAUCGCCGGCGCACACCAUCGACUACAUCAGCCGCGCCAACAUCGCCGCUGCGCUCCGGCGAUCCUUCGCCCGCUGGGCGAGGGUGAUCCCGGUGCGGUUCGUGGAGUCGGCGGAGUACGAAGUGGCGGACGUCAAGGUGGGGUUUUACAGCGGCGACCACGGCGACGGCGAGCCCUUCGACGGGGUGCUGGGGAUCCUGGCCCACGCGUUCUCGCCGGAAAGCGGCAACCUGCACCUGGACGCGGCGGAGCGGUGGGCGGUGGACUUGGGGAAGGAGGAGUCACAGGUGGCCGUGGACCUGGAGUCGGUGGCGACGCACGAGAUCGGGCACGUGCUCGGCCUCGGCCACUCGGCGGUGAAGGAGGCGGUGAUGUACCCCAGCCUGAGCUCGAGGAUGAAGAAGGUAGAGCUGCGGGCGGACGACGUCGAGGGGGCGCAGGCCCUGUACGGGUCAAACCCAGACUUCCGAUUCAGCCAGCUCGUCGAGUCGGAGACGUCAUCUGCUCAUCGCUAUGCUCUCCGCGGUGGCCGUGGGAUUCCUCGCAGAGGUUGGAUGGGAGCUGCGGUCGUGGUAUCGAUGUUGAUGGUGUAGAUAAGGAUUCAUACGACACCCAAUAGGAAGAGGCUUUACGUUUGCAGUCCUGUGAAGAAACAGAGACGAUACGUAUUAUGUCGGUUUAUAUUAUAUUACGAUUUCUUAGCACGCGCA